GGCAGCGGACAGUAGCAGCGACAGCGACAGCGAACGUCGCAGGCGUUUUCAGUUGUUCGUUUUGUUUGUGGGUGCCAACGACGUCGGUUGCCGACGCGGAAACUGCACAAGAGAUGAAUCGUCGCUUUUCACGCGUGGAGUCCGGCGCGGAUCUGAAGGACUAUUUCGAUCGUGGCGAUAUUGCGUCGCGUGAGAAUCGCUGGAACUUUGAGGUGGCAUGGGAGGUGGCUAAUAAGGUUGGCGGCAUUUAUACAGUUAUACGCUCCAAGGCGUAUGUCUCCACCGAGGAACUGGGCGAACAGCUGUGCAUGAUGGGUCCCUACAAGGAGCAAUGUGCCCGCACCGAAAUGGAGGAACUGGAAUUUCCACGCGGCAAUCCCCUCUUGGAGGCCGUCAAUACGAUGCGCUCACGUGGCUAUAAACUGCAUACGGGUCGCUGGCUGGUCGAUGGCAAUCCACAGCUCAUACUCUUCGACAUUGGCUCGGGUGCUUGGAAACUCGAUCAGUUCAAGUCGGAGUUGUGGGAUAAAUGCCACAUCGGUAUACCGCAUUUGGACAUUGAGACAAACGACGCCAUUAUUCUGGGCUACAUGAUCGCCGAAUUUCUGGAGGAGUUUCGCAAUUGCGCCCAAGCCUAUUCGGAGAAUAAUGAUCUAAAUGCGCCACGGGUGGUCGCCCACUUCCAUGAGUGGCAGGCGGGCGUCGGCUUGAUAGCGUUGCGUACCAGGCAUGUGGAAAUCGCCACAGUUUUCACCACCCAUGCCACUCUAUUGGGUCGCUAUCUGUGCGCUGGCAAUACCGAUUUCUACAACAAUCUGGACAAGUUUGCCGUGGACGAGGAGGCGGGCAAGCGACAAAUCUAUCAUCGGUAUUGUUUGGAACGCGGCGCUACCCAUAUGUGCCAUAUAUUUACCACCGUCUCCGAAAUUACGGGCUAUGAGGCCGAGCAUUUGCUCAAACGCAAGCCGGACAUCAUAACGCCCAAUGGCCUGAAUGUGAAGAAGUUCUCGGCCAUACACGAGUUUCAGAAUCUUCAUGCGAUGGCCAAGGAGAAAAUUAAUGAGUUUGUUCGUGGCCAUUUCUAUGGGCACAUGGAUUUCGAGUUGGAUAAGACGUUGUAUUUCUUCAUUGCCGGUCGCUACGAGUUUGGCAACAAAGGUGCUGAUAUUUUCAUCGAGGCCCUGGCUCGUCUGAAUGCCAUGCUGAAGCACGAACGCCCCGACACAACAGUGGUAGCCUUUCUAAUUUUCCCCACCAAGACGAACAACUUCAAUGUGGACUCGCUGCGUGGCCAUGCGGUGAUCAAACAGCUGCGCGAUACCAUCAACAAUGUGCAGCAGUCCAUUGGUAAACGAAUGUUCGACACCUGCCUCAAGGGUCAUAUUCCCGGCCCCGAUGAGUUGCUGCAAAAGGAGGAUCUGGUCAAGAUUAAGCGUUGUAUGUACUCUAUGCAGCGCGACUGUAUGCCACCGGUUACCACCCAUAAUGUGGCCGAUGAUUGGAACGAUCCAGUGCUGUCUUCCAUACGUCGUUGCCAGCUCUUCAAUUCGGUGCACGAUCGCGUCAAAAUGGUGUUCCAUCCCGAGUUCCUGACAUCGACCAAUCCAUUGUUUGGCAUCGACUAUGAGGAGUUUGUGCGUGGCUGUCAUUUGGGCGUUUUCCCAUCCUAUUACGAGCCCUGGGGCUAUACACCAGCCGAGUGUACCGUUAUGGGUAUACCUAGCGUAACAACAAAUUUAUCGGGCUUUGGCUGUUUCAUGCAGGAGCACAUUAGCGAUCCCAAAUCCUAUGGCAUAUACAUUGUCGAUCGUCGCUAUAUUGGCUUGGAGGCCAGUGUCCAGCAGCUGUCUAGUUUUAUGCUGGAAUUCUCCCGAUUGAAUCGACGUCAGCGCAUUAUACAGCGUAAUCGCACGGAACGUUUAAGCGAUCUGCUCGACUGGCGUACACUGGGCAUUUACUACAGGCAGGCCAGGGUAAGAGCGCUGCAGGCCGUCUAUCCAGAUUAUGUGGAUGAGAGCUCUCUGUAUGGUUCGCGCAGCAAUUUGAUUUUCUCGCGACCCCACAGCGAACCGCCCAGUCCCACAUCGUCGCGCCACACUACCCCGGCACCCUCGGUGCACGGCUCCGAUGAAGAGGACUCUGUAGAUGAGGAAACCGAACUCAAGGAACUGGGCAUUAAAUAAAAGAAAAGCCAAACUCUCUGAGUACUACAAACAAAACUCACAGCGCAAUAUUAUCAUAAGUUUAGUGGUUCCGUUUCAAUCUUAUAUUUGGCCAUAACUACGCUCAAUUGCCAGAUUACCAGAUGCGCGUAGUUCGCUUCUUGGUCAUCACUUGUCUACCCAUAUUUUGAAAUGAUGCAAUGAUAAUUUUCAAUUUCCUAUGCAACUGUUCGAACAAUUCAAGAGAUCUUGAACACGCAAAAAAAAAGAGAUGAUGAUGCCUCGUUUACAUGUUGUUUAGUCUAUAAGCAGAGCAACGUUAUUAGUACCUACCCCUAUACCUAUACUUAUCCUUAUCCGUACAUCCUAUCCAUUAGGAAUCCAAUGUUCACCGCAUUAAAAUUAUAAUCAUACUCGACACUAAUUGGGUUUUAAGCACGCGCUAGUUCUAGUUGACGUUAUCAAAUGGUGAGAGAAAUUCUAAUUCAAUUGAAAAGAGAAAAUAUAUAAAUUUGUUAAUUGUUCGCCGUAGAAACUAUUCAUUUGUCAAGCAUAACUUGCAAUAAAUCCUGUAACAAACUGCCUCAAUUUAA
Messenger RNA from Scaptodrosophila lebanonensis, 2755 nucleotides. It is a transcript of the gene GlyS, whose product is annotated as glycogen [starch] synthase. Bases 114 to 2183 code for a protein of 689 amino acids. Gene Ontology annotation, biological process: glycogen biosynthetic process. Gene Ontology annotation, cellular component: cytoplasm. The record is from RefSeq and is a predicted model, not a curated record. Gene Ontology annotation, molecular function: alpha-1,4-glucan glucosyltransferase (UDP-glucose donor) activity. The transcript is spliced from 5 exons. Lineage: Eukaryota; Metazoa; Arthropoda; Insecta; Diptera; Drosophilidae.